GCUGAUAAAUGGGACUGAGGGCAAAGGAAGGGAAAAGAAAACCUCUGAGGUCAGUGUCGGGUGAAACGGGGCCCUCCCAGGGUCCUCCGGCCCUGGAGGAUGAAGCGCGCUGGCUGUGCUCUCGCACGCGGUGCCAUCCGGGUAAACGCGGGAAAGGCGGCUGCAGGGCGCUGCCGCAGCAGCGCAGCGCAGGGGCCACGAUCCACCGGUCAACUUAUCGUUCCCCGGAGCUCAGAGCGGCAGCAGCGACAGAGAGAUUUCUCUACGUGCUGUUGUGUCACUGGGUUUUUGCCGGAGCCCCAAGCCCUCCCGCCUCUGAGUACUGGAAGAAAGGAGUGGUACCCUCAGCCCCAGCAUCCUGGAAAAUGGGGAGCAAGGCCCUGCCAGCGCCCAUCCCGCUCCACCCGUCUCUGCAGCUCACCAAUUACUCCUUCCUGCAGGCCGUGAACACCUUCCCGGCUGCGGUGGACCACCUGCAGGGCCUGUACGGUCUCAGCGCGGUGCAGACCAUGCACAUGAACCACUGGACGCUGGGGUAUCCCAAUGUGCACGAGAUCACCCGCUCCACCAUCACGGAGAUGGCGGCGGCGCAGGGGCUUGUGGAUGCACGCUUCCCCUUCCCGGCCCUGCCUUUUACCACCCACCUAUUUCACCCCAAGCAAGGGGCCAUUGCCCACGUCCUCCCAGCCCUGCACAAGGACCGGCCCCGUUUUGACUUUGCCAACUUGGCAGUGGCUGCCACGCAAGAGGAUCCUCCUAAGAUGGGAGACCUGACCAAGCUGAGUCCAGGGCUGGGUAGCCCCAUCUCAAGCCUCAGUAAAUUGACUCCGGACAGAAAGCCCUCUCGAGGGAGGUUGCCUUCCAAAACGAAAAAAGAGUUUAUCUGCAAGUUUUGCGGCAGACACUUUACCAAAUCCUACAAUUUGCUCAUCCAUGAGAGGACCCACACGGACGAGAGGCCAUACACGUGUGACAUCUGCCACAAGGCGUUCCGGAGGCAAGAUCACUUGCGGGAUCACAGGUAUAUCCAUUCCAAAGAAAAACCCUUCAAAUGUCAGGAGUGUGGGAAAGGAUUUUGUCAGUCCAGAACUCUAGCAGUUCACAAAACUUUACACAUGCAGGAAUCUCCACACAAAUGUCCCACAUGUGGAAGAACCUUUAAUCAGAGAAGUAAUCUGAAAACUCACCUUCUCACCCAUACAGACAUCAAGCCCUACAGCUGCGAGCAGUGCGGCAAAGUGUUCAGGCGAAACUGUGAUCUGCGGCGGCACAGCCUGACUCACACCCCGCGGCAGGACUUCUAGAGAAGCCCAGGAUCUGUCCCGUGCCGCCGCUGCUCCCCUCCCCAGACACCUCUCCACGUCUCCUACCCGGGGGUCGCACCCCUAGCCCUUCACUGACCCCAGCUCUUCCCUUGCUGCAGCCGCACCUGCAGCUCCAGGGAGUUAACUCUUCUUCUGGGGGACUGAGAACUGUAGAAAGCCACACACUACAUCCCUUCACAAAGAGUAUAUGCUAGUUUCUUGUAGAUAUUCACAGCUCAUUUUAGAGCUCUGUACAUAAUGUUGUGGCCUUUGUUUUGUUUGUUUUUGUAUCUUGUCGGAUGCACCUAGAUAUGGAAAAUGGAAGCCAAAUUUUAUCUUUAAAGACUGUAUUUUCAAAAUAAAACUUUUUCUUGUUUGUUUCAA
This is a messenger RNA of Saimiri boliviensis boliviensis (Bolivian squirrel monkey), 1688 nucleotides long. RefSeq names its product odd-skipped related transciption factor 2 (gene OSR2). The record is from RefSeq and is a predicted model, not a curated record. Gene Ontology annotation, cellular component: nucleus. Gene Ontology annotation, biological process: urogenital system development; regulation of transcription by RNA polymerase II; embryo development. NCBI's taxonomy places the organism in Eukaryota, Metazoa, Chordata, Mammalia, Primates, Cebidae. Gene Ontology annotation, molecular function: RNA polymerase II transcription regulatory region sequence-specific DNA binding; DNA-binding transcription factor activity, RNA polymerase II-specific.